Arachis ipaensis is the source of this 2110-nucleotide messenger RNA. Its product is annotated as mitochondrial phosphate carrier protein 3, mitochondrial. Gene Ontology annotation, biological process: mitochondrial phosphate ion transmembrane transport. Gene Ontology annotation, molecular function: phosphate transmembrane transporter activity. NCBI's taxonomy places the organism in Eukaryota, Viridiplantae, Streptophyta, Magnoliopsida, Fabales, Fabaceae. Gene Ontology annotation, cellular component: mitochondrial inner membrane. The record is from RefSeq and is a predicted model, not a curated record.
GAGAUUACAAAGUCAAAGAAGAGCGCGGAAAGAAAGGACUCGUUGGUUCACAUAACUCCAUGGUUGUUCAUGCCUCUCCUUACCACAAACCCUCCAAGUUUCUCGCCCCUUCUCUCAAAACUAAAAACACUUUCUACUUUUGUUUUCCCCUUUCUCUUUUUACUUCUGCACCCUGGCAAAAACUAUCUACACACAUAAACACAAACAAGAAAAGAAUAAUAUACUUGUUGUGAAUUCUCAAUAAUGGCUCCCUCUGACCAACCUCGCUACUCUCUUAUCCCUUCUUUCCUUUACUCACCAAAAACAUUGCUCAACAAUGUGUCCUCACAUUCUUCUUCUUCAUCAUCAUCACCACCACCAUUCUCAGGCUCAGAGGGUAGGAAUAGUAAUAAUAAUUUUAUGAUCCCUGCACCAAAAGAGAGUAUUCCAUUGUAUUCUCCUGCUUACUACGCCGCAUGCAGCUUUGGUGGCGUCUUCAGCUGUGGUCUCACUCACAUGACCGUCACUCCUCUCGAUCUCGUCAAGUGCAACAUGCAGAUUGACCCAGUAAAGUACAAGAACAUAUCAUCAGGAUUCGGAGUUCUGAUGAAGGAGCAAGGAAUGAGAGGGUUCUUCAGGGGUUGGGUCCCAACACUGCUUGGGUACAGUGCUCAGGGAGCAUGCAAGUUUGGAUUCUAUGAAUUCUUCAAGAAAUACUACUCAGAUCUUGCAGGCCCAGAGAAUGCAGCCAAGUACAAAACCUUCAUAUUUCUAGCAGGAUCAGCCUCUGCUGAAGUCAUUGCUGAUAUUGCACUGUGCCCCAUGGAGGCUGUCAAAGUUCGUGUGCAAACCCAACCUGGCUUUGCGAGAGGUUUGUCAGAUGGAUUACCCAAGUUCAUUAAGGCUGAGGGUGCUGGAGGGUUGUAUAAAGGACUUGUUCCACUCUGGGGCCGCCAGAUUCCAUACACAAUGAUGAAAUUUGCUUCGUUUGAGACUGUUGUGGAGAUGCUGUACAAGAAUGUCGUCCCAACACCGAAAGAUCAGUGCAGCAAAGGAUUGCAGCUUGGAGUGAGUUUUGCAGCUGGAUACAUUGCUGGCGUGCUCUGUGCUAUUGUCUCACACCCUGCAGACAAUCUUGUUUCCUUCCUGAACAAUGCCAAGGGAGCCACUGUUGGUGAUGCUGUGAAGAAGAUAGGGCUAGUUGGUCUUUUCACACGUGGACUUCCUCUUCGUAUAGUUAUGAUUGGAACACUAACAGGAGCUCAGUGGGGACUCUAUGAUUCCUUCAAAGUAUUUGUAGGGCUGCCUACCUCUGGUGGAGGUGCACCUAAAGCUGCCAAGUAGGACGUCACAUCAUUGCGGAAUAGAGACUAUUUUUGACAGAGAAAUAAUGUGUCAGGGUGCUAUGCCAGUGCUGCUGCUUCUUGUCUGGUUGCCUGCUUUAUUACAGCACCACAACUAUACUUCAUCACUAAGAUGAAUGUUUAAGAUUUUGUACUUCAUUUAUUUCGGAUUUGAUUUUGUUAGCUCAGUUGUUUAUGGUGUAAUACAAUAUAGUUUGCCUUCUGGGUUGUUGUUGGCUUAGUCCUUUCCCACUUUUAUCACAUCAAAUACAUAUGGAAAAAUUUUUGGAGUCAGACAAAUGACAAAUCUUUAGUGUUUCAUUCAGUGUCUGCCAUGUAAACUACGUCUCUCAUCUUGCACCCGAUUCAACUGAAAAUCUCUUGUAUAUAAUCACAGCAAAAUGCCAUCCACCUUUUUCAAAUUAUUGCUUGCAUUAUGCCGUUCUUUACAUUGAUAAAGGCUGUUAUCAGUGUUCUGUACUUGAUUUUGAAUUUGAUUCCAGAAUAAAGGAAUUCAAUAAUUGGCUGUAUGAGACUGCUACAUCUACAGAUUCAGCAAACUGUAAACUUGAUAUUGAUCGAAUGAAAGAAUUAUUCUAUAACAAAACAAAAAACACUUGCUCGGUGAAAAAACUUUCCCCCAUUCAUCCGCUGCCUACAUAACCUAUGAGGUAGGUACAUACACUAAAUAUCGGGGCAACCCCAUAUCCCCAAAUAAAGAACAAAAAUUAUCACUGCUUCAUCGCAAAAGAAGUUGAUGACGGCUAGCUAGUACCACUUUUGCUGCA